UGGGGGAGCUGCGCGACGGCCCUUCUCCGGGGAGCAGGCGAGCGGCCCUUUCCCCGCCUUCUUUUCCUUCCCCUCCCAUUGAGUGAUUCAAGCCGUGCGCUUCCCACUUCCGCCCCCUCUGCGAGCCAUUGGAACUAGCGAAGCCAAACUAGUUGCGGCCGCCGAGCAGCUGGCGCUCUCCGCCUCCUCCUCAUCCUCUCCUCCUCCUCUUUGCUCUCCAGGCCUGGCCGCCGCCGUACCGAGGCCCCGCGACCGCCGAGCCCGCAGCCCAAGCCGCGGCCGACAUGAGCUUCUUGUUUGGGAGUCGCUCGUCUAAAACAUUUAAACCAAAGAAGAACAUUCCAGAGGGUUCUCACCAGUAUGAGCUCUUAAAGCAUGCGGAGGCCACUCUGGGCAGUGGCAACCUGCGGAUGGCUGUCAUGCUCCCUGAGGGGGAGGAUCUAAAUGAGUGGGUUGCCGUGAACACUGUAGAUUUCUUCAAUCAGAUCAACAUGCUUUAUGGAACAAUCACAGAUUUUUGUACGGAAGAAAGUUGUCCGGUGAUGUCAGCUGGCCCAAAAUAUGAGUAUCAUUGGGCAGAUGGAACAAAUAUAAAGAAGCCUAUUAAGUGCUCUGCACCAAAGUAUAUUGAUUACCUGAUGACUUGGGUUCAGGACCAGUUGGAUGAUGAGACAUUAUUUCCAUCAAAAAUUGGUGUCCCAUUUCCGAAGAAUUUCAUGUCUGUGGCAAAAACUAUACUCAAACGCCUCUUUAGGGUUUAUGCUCACAUUUAUCAUCAGCAUUUCGACCCUGUGAUCCAGCUUCAAGAAGAAGCACAUCUCAAUACAUCUUUCAAGCACUUUAUUUUUUUUGUCCAGGAAUUCAACCUUAUUGACAGAAGAGAACUUGCACCACUCCAGGAACUGAUUGAAAAACUCACCUCAAAGGACAGAUAAAAGGAUGGGGACCUAUGCAAAUUAUUCCUCAAAUGAAACUGUGUGGAGAGUAUUUGGAUUUUGUUGUAUUUUAUUUUUAUCUUGGUUGUUUUUAAUCUUAGGCUUGGAGGGCUUGUUUGGGUUCCUUUUUCUUUAAUCUGAAUAAAUGAAACCAUAUACUAUUGCUGGAGGAAGCCAAGAACCACUGUCUAUACAUUUGAUAGGGGUAAAUUUUGUCUUAGUGGCAUAUAGUAUUUUUUUUAACUUGGAGAAUUUUUAAUAAUGUUAUAUGUUGAAAGAAAAUGCUUACUGAUUGGACUGCUCAUGGAUGGGGGUUCUCCUUGUGUAAAUUGUGGCUGAUUUUUGAAGUCCCCAAAAGACGUUUUUAAGUGCCUUGGCAGGCUCACUUCUGAGGUGCAAAGCACAGACAUAGAAUUUAACAGGGCUUGAAACAAUAUUAGGAUGUCUACCCAGGGCACUUAACUGAUGCAUGUUUUAAAAUAUUGAUAAAAGCCAUAGUUUACCUAAAUUGAUGAUCUCCAACUUUUACUACAUUAGAGAAACACAAUUUGUAAAGGUGUGCGUGUAGGGCAUAAAAAAUUAGUAUUUCUUAAUUAUUUUUGAUAUUGAUAGUAAUUCUGUUCAACAGAUGCUUAAAGUUCUACAGGCAAGUCUUUUCCAUCUCUUGAUAUCUGUGAUAUUGAAACUUGAAGAUGUUGAAAUGUGAUAGCUGUUACAUUUUGGCUUCUUUCUACACUUUAACUGCACUGUAGGUGUAAAAAUUCAGGUUAUAUAUAGGUUUGCGAUCUCCAGAGGUGAUGCUGAACUGUGAGGUUUCUUAGCAAUUGCCAAAUGAGCCAUAAGUCUGCAGAAUCCCCUUCUGCUUUGAAGAGGACUGGAGUGUGUGGUUGUGAGGGACAAGGGUAGGGUUAGUUUGAUUGGGGCGUUAUAGAUGGGAUUAAGUAUAGGGUCAAGUUCAAGAAAGUCCUUUCUCAAAACCCUUGACUAGAAUGGCAUGAAGAGUUUAAUCAGUAUCUUGUAAACAAAGUCUUGGAGACUUCCUUUUAGGAAUCAACUUCCAUGUGAAGUUAAAAAUAAAUUACUGAUUUUAGAUAUAGGCAUACACAUGGAAUUUAAGGACUCUGUGGGAAAAUUGAUCACUUUAUAGCAUUUCCAUUCAGUGAAUGGAGCUGGUGUUUUAUCAUUUUAAAAUGAUACAGUACCUUCUUUGCUUGUUGUAGGCCCAAGCGUUCUGACUUCUGAUUUUUCCACUGUGAAAGGAAGUCUUUUCUUUGCAGUGAUAUCAGAUAAUGAAAGUGUUAAAUGAGUACUUGCUAACUUUUACCUUUUUUUUGCCAUGACUUUCUAGUGAACUAUUCCCAUAAAUAAAAAAUUCAGAAACUUAGUUUUUAAAGUAGAUAUUAACAUCUUUCACUUCAGUUUUAUUCUUGCAAAAUAUCCUCUUAGACUUGCAGUUUUAAUUUUGUCAUUUUUGGUAAAACUGUUUCCUUCAGUUUGAAAUAUAUACCUUUUCCCUUGUAGACUAGAAAUCUUGCUCUGAAAUUGUAUAGACUAAAAACACUUAAAAGAAAAGAAUGUAAAAUGAAAUCAGUUUGGUUUUGCCAUUAACAAAUCGAAUAGUGGUACAAUUUAAUGCCAUUACAAUUAUGAUCACUAGGAAAUUUUUAUCCCAUUUCAUUUCUAGCAGUCAUUCUCCACAUACCAACAUGGAAUUAACAGGAGAACCUGGCAGAGGCAAAUACAUUGGACAUUCAUUGGUAAUACCUAUUUGUAAACUGCAGUGAGAACUGUUGAUUUCCUUAAAACAAAUAUUUUAGUAUCCAAAUAUACAACAUCAGCCACUGUGGGUUGAUUCAGAAGUAAAAUUUGACAUCCAGUGAUUUGGGUCCUAUUCAUUUAGGAAAAUGAAGCACAUGAUAAUUCAAAUUGUCUUCCAUACUGCAUUUGACUUCAUAUCAACCUGAUAAUAAAGGGGUUGCAGUAGCCAAGUGUGGAGAGAAAAGUGAAACCUUUGUUUUGCUCAUUUAAGCCUUACACAGUACUGUACAAAUGUUAUUAUAAAUUAAUGUUUAGUAGCAGAACUGACUUUUCCACUCUAGGUAGAUAGGAGUUUCUUGUCACUGUGCCAGAAUCUCAGGUGCCUGCUUCUGAGUAUUCCUUGAAGAAGAGGUAUUGGGAAGUAAGGACAUAUGCAUGUGUAUAUGUGGUAACAAAGUAGAGACGUUCUCCCAGGGAGAGGCCUGGCAGUGUACAUGGUAACAUGGCUGCAGGUAGGGAAACCCAGAGCGUGUGCGAGAUAACUGAUCUGAAAAAGUCGCUUUCAUUCAGCUGGUUCCCAUGAGCAUUAGCAAGUUGCCCUUUAUAAAAUAAGGAUCACACUUGUUUUGCAGCAGAGUUAGCUUACAAAUGUCUAUCAGAUUCUUUCCAAGUCUCUUAAUUUAUAAAUAACCAGGAUAAUGAUUCCCCCCCCUCCUUGUCCCUCCCUUCUUACAGAGAUACAGAGCAGAAGUUGGUUUUCUCAUCUGCUGAUGAAAGCAUGAAAUAUAAAGUAGUAAGUUUACAUAGUGUUACUGUCACAAUGCUUUGGUUACAUGUUGAUAUAAAGCAAGUUUUAGGAAUUCUCUUAAAUGAUGGAAUAGUGGUGAUGGAAAGAAAUUAGUAACAGAAAGAGUGAAAAUCUUUUCAUUAGCUGUAGAUGGUGCUACUGGCUUUUAUUUGCUGGCUUGAUUAUUCUGUUUACCACAGAAACUAUGGCAUUAGGCUGCAGCAAAACAGUAAGUAUGUGUUAGCUGGUAGAGACUUUGGAGGUCAGUUUACCUUAAAUUCAAAGAUUUUAGAUAGCUGUUUCUUCCUACCUUUGCUUGUUAUUUGUAAAUGCUAAAUGGUCAACAUAAAACUAGGUGGGAGAAGAUAUGUUUAGAGUAUAAUAAAUAUGUCUCAGACUGAGUUACCGCCUGGCUUAUCAGGAAAGAAAGCACUACAAUCUCUUACAUUCAGGAAUUACAGAUAAUGCUCAUAUUUAUAUUUUACAUGUAAUCACCAUACUCCAUUUUAUGUAUUAGUAUUUUCCUUGCUUAGGGGAAAAUAGUACAGUAACAUUUCUUUUCUACCUUUGUCUUCACCCUCUCUGAGAGAGGUUUUGAUAACCACUGAAAUGGUAAGAUAUGGGAGAUACAAUUAUUAGUCUGUAGGACUUCCUUUUGAAAUAAAUAUGCCACACCUUAAACAGCGAAGUGAGAGUUGAUCUUCGGGUGGUUUCUUUGGGAGCACUACUUACUCCAGCUACACUGGAGAGGUGUAAUCACUUUCAGAGAUGCCUUGAGAGUUGGUAUGUGACGAUACAAGAAAAUCCAUUUCAUCAUUUUAGUUGCACCAAAAACUUUUCUGGAAGCUUAAUAUGACCUAUCUCAUUUACCAAAAUGGCUCUGCUUUGGCUCUUUUCUUGGAACUAAACUAUUAAGGAAGUGCAAAAGAAUAUGCCAUAGGAUCUGAAUUGCAGAAGAGAAUAUUUUGAGUAUUGAUUUGUAGCAUCAUUUAAUAAAAAACAUAACUUCCUCAUGUCACUACUUUGAGGUAGGCAGUAUCAUUUGGAUGUAUACGUUUAUUUUUUUUUAAUUUAGUUUAAUUAUCUUACAGUUAAAUAUAGUAACUUUAAAAGAAAAGAAUCCAAUAUUUAAGAUAGAAUUAACUUAAGAAAAUGACAACCUUUACCUCUAUCCUUUUUUUAAAAGACUUAUUUUCAUGCAAAUGAACAAUUUAAAUUUCAAGGCUGGAGAAAUUGGAACACAUUUUAUAUACUAAUUAUGCUGAAUUUAAGUCUGUGUAUCAUAGUAAAAUAUUUCAAACUGUAUAAUCAUUUCAUAUGUCAUUUAUAACUUUAACAUUUUACUGCCUUUUUAAAAGAUACAAUCAAGAAGUAUAUUUGAAAAUGUCACUGCAUACCAAGAGGAAAACUUAUUUUGAAACAUAUCUGGGAUAUUAAAAAAUACACCAAUUCCUAGAAACACUAUUUUAGAGCUAUACUUUAAGAACCACUCCUAAAAUGAUUUAAAUACCAGCAUUUUGUCAUAGUAUUCAGUUUCACAUAGGAAUUACUGUUGUUCAGCUAUCAGUGCGAUGGUGUAUGAGAAAACUGUUUAGAGGUAAAGUUAUUUCAUGAUUUAAUGGAAAAUGAUUUUAAUAGAUAAUAACAAUUCUGAUUGCAGACAAUUUGAAUUUUUGAGGUUCUCCUAAUGGGCUAAUCAUAGAGAAAAAAUCAUUUUGAAGCUAUAAAACUGUGUUUCUGUGUCUGCCAUUUAUAAGUGAACUACUAUUAAUACUUAAAUUUUGACAAAAGAGAAAAUACAGAUUAAAAUACUGAGUACUCUCAGUUUUGCAAGUGUGACACAUUUUCUUUUCUGCAUAUAAUACUACACAAUAGAAAAAUUUGGAUUAAAUACUCAAAGAGUGAAAUCACUGGUUUUUCCAAACUGUAUGUUUACUCGUCAUCUCCUUCUCUUUGGAGGUAAAUUAUUUCCUUAUGGCUGUUGACUUUCCAUAUCUUCCUCCCUCCCCAUCUUGCAACACACACUCACAUGGACAAAAAACAAAACAGAUUGAUUAUAUAGGUCCUCACUAUUGGUGAUUCUAAAGUGAUUGCUGUCAAUAGAUACUUUGCGGCUGACGUGUUGGAUAGUACAACUUAAAGAAGCAUUUUUAGUUUGUUUUGGUUGACAACUUUCUUUAAACUAUGUCACUGAAGCUGAUAUUAUUAGUAAUAUACAUUUAAAAUUUUAUUAAUAUUUAAUGUCUGUUAUAAAUUCUUUUAUGUGUGGUUGUUUCUUACAGGUUUGCACAUGUUUUAAUUUUUAUUUUGUUUACUUAAUUGCAUAAGGUGUAAAAUAGAUUCGCACAUUUUCAUUUUAAGAACACUUUUCUCCCUGAAUUGUUCUGCAGAGAUAACUAUUUUUAGGGGAAAUAGUUUUUUACAGCCACUAAAUUGUAUUUGUUAUUUUUGUACAUGCAUUGCUAGGGUGGUAAGGGCACUAAUCUUGUAGGGAAAAAGUUUUGUUUUAUUUGAAUGUUUCCUAUACAUUAUUACUUACAAUUAUCUAGGAACAGCAUCAUGAAAUACAAUAAAUAUAAGAACACUUAAAGUUUAAACAAAAUCAUUUCUAUCAAACAGGACAAAACCAGAAGAAUACUACCAGUGCCAUAAAUGGGAGCGUGUGGUAGCAUACACACUGUGCAAAAGAAGGAGUAAGGCAGGAUCCCGCGCUCAUGGAGAUGGAUAGUUUCUCUAUAUUAAAGUAGCUGAAGCGGGGCGGGGAGGCGGGGGGAAUCGUCUGAAACAUGAAAUGCAAUGUGGGCACUGUAUUGUAAACUGUGCCAAGAUUACUCAAAUUGUAGUUACUGUUGAUCAAACUUUAAACUUAUUUCAUCAUUUUUGUUUUAAGAGGGGAUACUGAGGGAAUUCUCUGGCAGUCAAGUGGUUAAGGCUUGGCGCUUUCACUGCCUAGGCCUGGGUUCGAUCCCUGGUUGGGGAACUAAGAUCCUGCAAGCCAUAUGAUAUGGCAAAAAAAAUAAGAGAGUACUGAAUGUCAGAAAAUCUGUAAUAUGUUUUGAGAGAUGUAAAUAAAGUAUACAGACUUGUAUGUGAUGGGAUUGGAACUAUUUAAUUUCUAGGUUUUGUUUUGUUUUAAAGAAGAAACUGAAUGUUUAUUUAAAAAAUAAAUAGUUAUGUUUGGCCAUGAA
Odocoileus virginianus texanus is the source of this 6668-nucleotide messenger RNA. It is a transcript of the gene MOB1B, whose product is annotated as MOB kinase activator 1B. Gene Ontology annotation, cellular component: nucleus; cytoplasm. Gene Ontology annotation, molecular function: protein kinase activator activity. Gene Ontology annotation, biological process: positive regulation of protein phosphorylation; hippo signaling. The record is from RefSeq and is a predicted model, not a curated record. Lineage: Eukaryota; Metazoa; Chordata; Mammalia; Artiodactyla; Cervidae.